AAUCAAGAGAAAAAGUUGCUUCCUUAAGUAUGUAUAUAUUAUAUUAUACGUCAGUCCAAUUUCAUAAAAUGUUGCAUGAUAUGUCGCGCUUGUGUACAAGAGCGUGAUUUAAAGCAGUCUUGAAAUAAAGCGGUCAAAAACGUAAAUAUAGUGCGAUUUGUAUUACUGCAUUAUUAUAUGAAUUAUUGGCAGUUAUUCAAUGAAUUCAUAUAUCGAUAUACUAGUAAUAAAUAGUAGAUAUAAUCGUGUAAUAUAAAAAUCAUACGGUCCAAACGCAUAAGUACAUGAUAUCCACAUCUGUAAAAUGUCGCGUCUGUUUAAUUUACGAUUUUGUUCAAUUAUAAAAAGGAAUAAAAAUUCAACGACUCUGAUGAAUAAAGGAAAUUUAUGGACAGCAAAUGAAAUAAAAAGUGUAUUCCAUCAAAAUGGUAAAGGUUAUGCCCAGCUCUAUUGGAAACUUCAGGAACACAUGUAUCCAUUAUAUAAAUUUUUGGAUAUACUUAAAUCGAAGGAAAUUCGUCCUUUAUUAAGAAGAAUGAAAGUCUUACGAAAUAAAUAUGACAUUAAUGAUGAAAAAAAAAAUUUCAGAAACAUAGGAUUUAUACUGGGUGGUAUUGGUAUAACCAUAGCUCUUUGCGAAGCCAAAAAUCACAGAGAUAAACAGUUUUUUCUGGCUGCAAAAUAUGGCAAUAUUCGAGAGUUAACGAAUAUUAUAAAAGAAGGUAUUGAUGUAAAUAUGCGCCAUCCAUUAGGUUGGACAGCAUUGCAUCUUGCUGCUAUUAAUGCAAAACCAGAGGUUGUGAAACUUUUAUUGAAACACGGAGCAGAUGCUAAUCUUCAAGAUGAAUUCAUUAACGUUUAUGGAACUGCUAUAGAAAAAGGAUUACAUACUUUGGAUGUGCUCAUGAUAAGGGAGGAAGAAUUUUGCGAUCAUUUGAAUAGUAGGGCCACUUUCAAAGGUUUUACAGCAUUACAUUAUGCUGUUUUAGCAGACUCUAAGCCUUGCGUACAAGCAUUAUUAGAAGCAGGAGCCGAUCCAACAAUGAAAAAUGAAUCAGGACAUAGAGCAGUAGAAUAUGCUAAAGAUGGAGAACUCAAAGAAAUGCUUAUAAAACGUGCGAUAAAAUAUGAUGAAAUAACGAAGGAAAAAGAAUUAGAAGAACGUCGUAGAUUUCCACUAGAGCAACGUUUGAGACAGUAUAUCGUUGGACAAACUGGAGCAAUAUCUAUCGUUGCAUCUACUAUUAGAAGGAAAGAGAAUGGAUGGAUAGAUGAAAAACACCCCUUGGUAUUUCUUUUCUUAGGUUCAUCAGGAAUUGGAAAAACCGAAUUGGCUAAGCAAUUAGCUGCAUAUAUACAUAAAAAUAAACAGGAAGGAUUUAUUCGAUUGGAUAUGUCAGAGUAUCAAGAGAAACAUGAAGUUGCUAAACUGAUUGGUGCGCCACCAGGAUAUGUCGGCCAUGAUGACGGUGGACAAUUAACAAAACUUUUAAGGAAAUGUCCAAAUGCUGUUGUAUUAUUUGACGAGGUUGAUAAAGCACACCCCGAUGUACUUACUGUUUUGUUACAAUUGUUCGAUGAAGGAAGACUCACUGACGGUAAAGGUAAAACAAUCGAAUGCAAAAAUGCAAUUUUUAUAAUGACAUCAAAUUUGGCAAGCGAAGUAAUCGCUGAUCACGCGGUACACCUUAGAGAAGAAGCUCAACGUGUAAUGGAGCAAAAACUGGAUAAGAAUGUUGACACAGAGGAAGAUCCAGAACACAUUGAAAUAUCUCGUAAAUUUAAAGACGAAGUAGUGAGGCCGAUAUUGAAGUCACACUUUGGUAGAGACGAGUUUUUGGGUAGAAUAAAUGAAAUCGUAUACUUUUUACCAUUUUCUCAAUCUGAACUUAUAUCGUUAGUUGUAAAAGAAUUGGAAACUUGGGCAGAUCGUGCGAAGAAAAGGCAUAAAAUAGAAUUGAAAUGGAAUAGAGAAGUUCUGUCACUUUUAGCCGAAGGAUACGACACUCAUUACGGAGCACGCUCUAUUAAGUACGAAAUUGAAAGACGCGUUGUUAACCAAUUAGCUGCUGCUCAUGAACGAGGCCAAUUAGAAAAGGGAUGUUGCGUAUUACUUAAAGUCAAAUGGUAUAAAAAUGGUGCGAAUAUAGCGUUAUCAAUACGACGCAAAGGUGCAAAAGAUUUUGUCGAUCUUUCUACAGAGAAUUUGACAACAAAUGUAAAUUCGACAUUUUAAUAGCAUAAAAGAUUAUUGCAGGUGUACAAUUUCAACAACUGUAGAAAAUGUAUUAUAGCUUGAUCUCAUAGUGCGUAUAAAUAAAAAAAUUUGGGAUGUUUUGUAUUAUUUAUUGUAGAGAUGAAACAAUGUUUGUAAUAAUAAUAUAUGUUUAAUGAUGCGCGAUAAUUUUGAGAUCCAUAACGAAACAAAAUGUAAAUAAAAAUGAUAAAAUCCAUCAUA
Bombus huntii is the source of this 2458-nucleotide messenger RNA. RefSeq names its product caseinolytic peptidase B protein homolog. Bases 305 to 2236 code for a protein of 643 amino acids. Gene Ontology annotation, biological process: cellular response to heat. The transcript has 10 exons. Gene Ontology annotation, cellular component: cytoplasm; mitochondrion. The record is from RefSeq and is a predicted model, not a curated record. NCBI's taxonomy places the organism in Eukaryota, Metazoa, Arthropoda, Insecta, Hymenoptera, Apidae. Gene Ontology annotation, molecular function: protein binding; ATP hydrolysis activity; ATP binding.